This is a messenger RNA of Fusarium coffeatum, 999 nucleotides long. RefSeq lists its product as uncharacterized. The transcript is spliced from 3 exons. The coding region runs from base 1 to 999 and encodes 332 amino acids. NCBI's taxonomy places the organism in Eukaryota, Fungi, Ascomycota, Sordariomycetes, Hypocreales, Nectriaceae. The record is from RefSeq and is a predicted model, not a curated record.
AUGCCUCACGCUCAGAGCAAUUCUACCAUUGAGGGCGUAGAGCUCCACGUCAAUGAUGGCCUUCUGGCCCAAACGGAAGUUGCCAAACUUCAACCCUCUUCCCUCGAUGAACCUCUCAAUGUUCUCUAUCAGAGGUUUCUGUCCAAUGGCUAUCUUCUAGUCAGGGGUCUUCUUCCUUGCGAAGAUGUCCUUGCAGCUCGCGAAGCAUACUUCACAUCCAUGGCCCCAAGCGGUGUUCUCAAACCCGGAACAUCCCCCGUCGAAGGCAUCUUCGACGAUGCAGCAGAUCCAGCUGACUAUCCAGGUAUUGGCGCUGGUAGUGGUCAAAACUCUCGACCUGGCGAGACGAGCGAGUCGAAUACAUUUGUCGACGCAGCUCUCAAAGCCCACACCGAGCCUUGGUACGCUGGUCCAAAGGGCUUCUGUAGCCAUCCCGUUCUCAAAGAUUUCGUGUCCCGCCUAACAGGCUGGGGCUCAAACACCUUACCCGUCCGCCGUACCCUUCUCCGCAACAACACACCAGGCAACAAAGCCAUCGGAGUACACUACGACCAAUCCUUUAUGCGCUAUGGCGAACCAACCUCUGUAACAGCCUGGGUCCCCAUGGGCGAUAUUGCACUCGACGGAGGCGGUCUCAUUUAUCUCGAAAACAGCGAAGCACUGGGUGCAGAGAUAGAAAAUGAUUUUGCGAAGAAGGCCAGAGAUGCGGGUAUGAGUAAUGAAGAGAUGAGAGAUGCCUUCAAUAAGAAUAUGAUGAGUACAGGAUUCUUGGCAGACGGACCUGCAACUUUUGGGAGGGAGCAUGGUAGGAAGUGGCUUGUUAGUAGGUAUGAGGCUGGAGAUGUCGUGUUUCAUACUCCGCAUAUGAUACAUGCUUCGACAAUCAACCAUGACAAGCAGAAUCGGAUUAGAUUGGGUACUGAUUUGAGAUUUGUCAACUCGGCGCGACCAUGGGAUAAACGAUGGGACAAGGACUUUGAGUUUGGUGAUGGCGUCUAA